UAAUGAGCAAAGUAUGAGCUAAGUAACGCGGCAUUGGCCGCGACCCUACAGCAACGUGCAGCCUGUUUGACUAGCCUCCUAGGCUUUUUAGAUUCGAUCCCAAGUUUCUGGACUACUCAUCACUCUCUCCAUCGCAUUGAUCCCAAGUUUCCGGAGCUCUACUCAUCAUUCUCUCCAUCGCAUCGAUCAUUCCAUUCCACUCCAUAGCUUGGGUCGAUGAUGGUGAUCGAGCACAUAGAUCUGGUGGCCGAUGCGCUCAAGCUCGCCUAUCGCAUCGUGAGGAACUACCAGGAUGUCCCCAAGCAGAGAGGUAAAUGCCGGGAGCUGAUUGACCAGGUCUGUAGGCUGGCUGGCCUCCUCCAGGAGCUCCAAAACUCGCGAACGCCGCAAGCGCCACUCACCCCUCAGGCCAAGGCAUGCUUCGAGGGCCUCAACAAAUGCCUCGAGGACGCCUACAGGGUUUUGGAGAAGACAUCGAGGGCCAGCAUUCUCCGCUACAUUUUCAUGAGCAAGGAGGUUGACGAAGAUUUGAGCGUCGUGUCCGGCAGUAUAGAUGGCUUCCUCAAGUCCGUCCCGCUGGUGUGCUUGACGGUGACUGUAAGAAUACUAAGAACUGUGUGUUUGCAGAUCCAAUUCACGCAAGCAACGGCAAUCCAAGCCGACGUGAAGGAGCUGGCGAGCGCAUUCUCCAAGCUGAGCACGGAGCUCCAGCAUAAGAGCGCGUACACGCAAGAGCAGCAAGACCUUGCGGACGAGGUGUUGUCGAUAUUGCGGAGCAGGACUGAAGAUGAACAAGAGAGCACCUUGGACAAGCUUCUAGCGUGGCUCGCGGAGAAAUUCGAGUCGGACAUGGAGACCGUGCGCAGGGAAUGGCAGGACAUGAAGCGAUCGAAGAGCGAUUUGAUGACACAAGUCGGCACGACUUCUUCUUCCAAGCAAAGGAUUGAAGAAAAGCUCUUGGAGCAGAUCAUCUUCUGCAUCGACGAGCUCGAAGUUAAUGGCAAAGUCUUGGAGGUGGACGCGGCUGGCAUCCCAGGAGAGUUUCUUUGCUCCGUCUGUCACGACUUGAUGAAGCGACCGGUCCUCCUCACGUCCGGCCACUCCUACUGUAGGCACUGCAUCGAGCGGUGCUUUGGCAACGGUCCUGCCGUCUGUCCAAACUCGAGAGCUCUUGUGCAACCCGACUUGCUCAUCGACAACAUUGCCUUGCGAAAUGCCAUCGCCAGGUGGAAGCAAACAGCUUCUCCUGCGCACGCCGAGGAUGUUGACGAACCAGUUGUGGACGUGGUGGAGAGAAGCUACGACGAGGGCUUCGUUCUCCAGACGGUCUCGGAGCUCGAGUCCGACAACCAUAUCAAGCAGCUCAGGGCGCUCAACUGCCUGCUCGAAGUCGCGUCAUCCACAAGUGGAGCAGCAUCAAUCCUCAAGUCCGGAGGCACAGCACAGCUUGUAAAGCUGCUCAAGUCAUCCAGGAGAAUGGUGGUGGAGAAAACCGCAGCUAUUCUUGCGCUCAUGACUUCCAGACAAGCUACUGCCGAUGAUACAGGACAGGUUGUGAGCGAGAUCUUUGAGCACUGCUUGGAUCUGGUCACCACAGGAACGGGGACGGUUCGACUGAAAUCCGCCGAGACCAUCACCAACUUGCUAUCGAUUCCCGAGGCGACGGAGUUCCUCCUCUCUCAGGUGGGAAUUAUUUCAUCCUUCGCGGCACUGGCUACCGAGUCUGAAGAUGGCAUGGACAUUUCCCUUCGAUGCCUCCGGAAGCUAUCGAGAAACAAGGACGCAAGUUUUAGCGGUGACUCCUCUUUGGUAGCAUGUCUCCUCGAUCUUCUCAAGUCGGAGGAAGAUUGCAUCGUUCAAGAGUCGGUUCUGGCACUCAAGUCCGCAGUGUCUUCCGGAUCGUCUCGAGCUUGCGCGGUUUUGAAGAAGAAGAAUGCUGUAUCUCACCUGGUUCGCUGCGCAGCUUCAUUAUCCGGGGACUCUCAGGAAGCCGCAAUCACAGUACUGGAGCACUUUGCCAAGAACGAAGGCUUCAGUGACUUGGUCGAAGCGGGAUACCACAGAUUCAUCGUGCAGCUGGUUUCGGCAUUUCAUCCCUCGGACAACGCGCGUCUGCUCGCGAGCAUACUCCGUCUGUCGACCGGCUGUCUAGACUUGCAGCAGGACUGGAGUUUCGAACUUGGUGACGUGCAAAGGCUGACGUCUCGCCUCAUGGAUACGCUCCAAGUCAAGGACUGCACGGCCGAGGCGCUCGAGCUCCUCAAAACGCUGUGUUCCAAGGAUCCCGCAUGCAAGGAGCUUGUGGUCGAAAACGAUGGCGUCACAGUUCUGCUGGUGCUUGCAGUCUCGCCACGCUCAACGUGCAGGAAGGGAGCUCUUGCUGUGCUCACAACUCUCCUACGCUCGAGUGCAUGCCAGGAGGAGUUUUCCAGAGCUGGAGGGAUUGGAGUGCUUGGCAACACCAUACAGACAGAUGACAGUGCCGAGUGCGUCACGGAGGCUAUGAUAUCGCUGGGACUCUUGGCAGGCAACGGCAAGCUGAGGCAUCUGGCACUUAAGAGCUUGGAUCUUUACAAGCUCCUGUGCUGUUGCAUCGACGAGAACUUCCCCGAGCAGUGCAGAGAAUCAGCCGCGUCUCUUGCGCUGUGGUCACUGACCGAGAGGAGCGAUGUCAUAGUGUCGAAGCCAAGCCUCAAGCAGCUUGGCUACGUGCUACAGCAUGGCCGCAGCAAAACCAUCAGAACGAAGGUGGCGGAGAUAUUGCUGGUGCACGCUAGCAGAGGAGGAGAGGAGGGACUGGCAAGCCUGGGCGGAUCGAGCCGGCUCCAUCUCGUAGAGCUGGCGGAUGAAGCAGGAGAAACAUACAGAGAGCUGCUACUCUCCUUUGUGAGCCGCAGCAGACCAUGUACGCAGGAGGAGAUCCCGCUCCUCCUUGAAGCGUUCUCGAGGAGCGAGUACAUGGACGACGCGGUAGCAUCGAUCAGAAUGCUGGUGGAGAGCAGCACCUCGUCUCACUCGGUGCUUUUGGCAGCUGGUUUCGGACACACCGGCUUGGAAGCUCUCAAGUCUGGCCGCUGCGGGGAGCCAUGCAUUGACGAUAUCUCUGCGUCGCUGGUUCUUCUUUAUUCCUGCUGCAGCCAGCAGCAGUGCGAAGCGUCGCCGAAAUACGUCCAAGGGCUGAUGAAGCUCCUGACGAUGGAUGCCCCAGGCAGCGUGACAAGAGCAGCAGUGUGCUUACUCUCCUCUUUCGCCCACCCCGACAGUGCAUGCCUCCAGGGUCCGCUGAAAACUUCUUCGCACGCGAUCAAGCCGCUCUUGUCCGUGCUGCCACAGGCGAGGCUUGAGGCUCUGGAGUUGCUCUCCAUCGCCGUGGAGGAUUCUUCCCUGAAGGUAGAGCUUUACAGGCAAGGUGCCAUUCCAAAGCUGAUAGAGUGCCUUUCUCCGGACAACGAUCGGGUACAGGAGUUGGCAAUCUCCAUUCUCUUGAAAAUCGGUGCACUGAGCGAGGCCAUGGAAGGUAUCCGCGGCAGCAUGAUCUCCAACGGGAUCAUGGACCACUUGCUCGACAUCCUCCGGAAGACUGGCGAGAGAUCACAAGCCGCGGUCGUAAACAGUGCCUGUCUCAUCCGCAACCUCGCCCGCAGCCUUACUUCCGGAACCGAUAACGCACUCAGGACCUUGCUGGCCGUCUACAGGUUCUGCCUCACUAACAGCCCCCGGGAAGGCUACGUUGAGAGGAUAACGUACGUGAUCUCCGCUCUGGAGACGCUCACCGUUCCGGGCACUCAGCAACUGAAGCUGCUGCUGAGAGACAGCAUCCCCAUCCUCGUCAAGCCGCUGCAGGAAGACUACGCCAGCCAAGGUGACCCCGACGAGAAGAUCAAGAGGAGCGCCCUGGCAAUCCUGGCAAGCCUGUUGCAGGAAGCAAGCCUGUGCAAAGAAGUGCGCAGCAUGCUUCUCACCCGUGCCUCCGUGUUGGCCUUGAGGAAUAUCAUGGACAAGUCCGGCAGCAACGAGUGCAAGACGCGCGCUCUCAAUCUCUUGGCCAAGCUCAUGACCUCCGCCUCCAGCUUGAAGGAGGUAAGCAAGAUGAUGCGCGAGGAUGACUGCAUCAGCGUGGUGUUUAGACUCACGCAGCUACACGAGUGCUCCAUCCCUGCCACCAAGUUAAUCGAGUUGAUGAAGCAUGACAGGAGUACGAGAACUUACAUCGAGGGAAACUUGUUCCCAUGGCAAAGAACCACCUCGGCACCGGCAAUGAGCAGAGGUGUGUAGAAAAAGUAGACACAGUGUUGUACACUCCAAUGUGUAUAAACAAGAAUAUUU
Messenger RNA from Selaginella moellendorffii, 4326 nucleotides. RefSeq lists its product as uncharacterized. Gene Ontology annotation, biological process: cell surface receptor signaling pathway; protein ubiquitination. Gene Ontology annotation, molecular function: ubiquitin protein ligase activity; protein binding. NCBI's taxonomy places the organism in Eukaryota, Viridiplantae, Streptophyta, Lycopodiopsida, Selaginellales, Selaginellaceae. Bases 217 to 4275 code for a protein of 1352 amino acids. The record is from RefSeq and is a predicted model, not a curated record. The transcript has 6 exons.